Molecule: messenger RNA, 1287 nt
Organism: Juglans regia (Persian walnut)
Lineage: Eukaryota; Viridiplantae; Streptophyta; Magnoliopsida; Fagales; Juglandaceae
Product: disease resistance protein RPV1-like
Exons: 2
Coding region: 1-1287 (428 amino acids)
Molecular function (GO): protein binding
Source: RefSeq, a predicted model, not a curated record
AUGAAUCGUUUGAGGCAACUUGAUUUGGAUGGGAUUUCAUUAGAAGAACUUCCAUCAUCAAUUGGGCAUUUAACUGGCCUUACUUAUUUGAGUUUGAGAGGCUGCAAAAGACUCUUGAGUCUUCCGAGUGCCAUUUGUGGUUUGACAUCUCUUAAAACUCUCGCUCUCUAUGGUUGUUCACAACUUGAGGAAAUGCCUGAGGGACUAGGGAAUUUGGAACGUCUGGAGGAGCUCGAUUUAAGUGAAACCGCUAUAAGGCAAUUUCCAUCCUCCAUUACAUGUCUACAAAAUCUUAGAUUGUUGUCCUUCCAAGGAUGUUCAGGUCUGCCACCUAAGUCGUUUCUCAAACGAUUAGUAACUUGGUUUUGGGGGAACCCCGACACUGGUUUGGUGUUGCGUACUUCGUUGUCAAGGGCUCUAUGCAGCUUGAAGAAAUUAGAUUUGAGUAAUUGCCAUUUAAAAGAUGGAGCAAUUCCCAAUGACCUAAGUGAAUUAUCAUCACUGCUAGCUCUAGAUCUAAGUGGAAACGAUUUCACGCUCUUACCUGAAAGCAUCUCUCAACUUUCGAAGCUUGUUAUCAUUUUCUUGAGACGUUGUUGCCAGCUUCAAUCAUUGCCAGAACUUCCUUCAAGUACAGCAUACGUUGAUGCUCUAGAUUGUAUCUCAUUGGAAACACCUUCUAAUAAACUUCAUGCAUGGGUAUCAGAUGAAACUGGAUUAGCUACUCUAAACUGGUUCCGUAAGCCACAUCGAUUGAAAGAUGGACAACGCGACCUAUUGAAAGAAAGAACCAUUAAGGCACACAUCGAUGUUGCAGCCAGAGGAGUAGGAAUUCCAAUGUGGUUCCAGAAUCAGAGUAUGGAUUCCUCGAUUACAAUCGGGUUGCAUCCAGAUUUCGCUGAUAGAAGAAAGUGGUUCGGAUAUGCUCUUUAUUUUGUCUUUGAAAUCAAUGACCUUGAAAGUUGGGAAUCAACACGUUUUACAGGGUUUGAUUCUGAGGAGCUUGUGUUUCAUUUUGUUACCGAUGAAGGUCCUCUCAAAGCCCACCUAAAGUUCGAUACACUCCAGAAAUUCUCUAGUACUAUUGAUACACCAGCAGGACAUUGGAUAUAUGUAGAACGCAUCUGGUUUGACAAAAAGUCAAAGCAAGUGGAUAAAUGGAAUUACAUUGAGGUUUCAAUUACAAUUGGAAAUCCGUUCAUGAAGGUGGAAAAGUGUGGGGCUCAACUAGUACAUGAUCAAAAUGUCCAAGAGUUUAUCGAUGCAGUUUUCUCGCAUCCUCAUUGA